This is a messenger RNA of Monomorium pharaonis (pharaoh ant), 931 nucleotides long. RefSeq names its product 28S ribosomal protein S10, mitochondrial (gene mRpS10). The record is from RefSeq and is a predicted model, not a curated record. The transcript is spliced from 5 exons. Gene Ontology annotation, cellular component: mitochondrial small ribosomal subunit; mitochondrion. The coding region runs from base 275 to 841 and encodes 188 amino acids. NCBI's taxonomy places the organism in Eukaryota, Metazoa, Arthropoda, Insecta, Hymenoptera, Formicidae.
UACGUUCGAUUUCUAUGUACAGUCUUCAACAGAAACAAUAGUUGUUGCAAUUGCUGUAAAUUAGUGAACAACAAGUGAGCGUGAUUGAUUAUUAUCGUUGGAUCUAGCAAAUUAACUUCAGUUACAGUUAAUACAAAGCAACGACUUGUGUUCUGUUUUGCUGAACGUAUCCGGUGACCGGUUAUAUUUACGUUGAAUACAAGAAUAAGAAAUUCGUAAGAUUUUUGAGGAUCAUCUCGCAAUUUGGAAUUCUGUUCGUUGAUAACGACGAGAUAUGUUCCUGUCAAAGAUACCACUUCUUAGAAAUGCUACUGCUGGUGUUGUGCAACAUGAAUCAAGAUAUCCAGGUGUUCUCGUUCGUGAAUCUCUACGAAACAAUAUACUCCCUAUGAAAUUUUUUUUGUCGACCGAACAGCAACAGGAUACAACGAGGGAGCAGUCUUCACUUUCAAUAAACACAGGUACACCAGAUAAGUUGUAUAAAAAGAUUGAAGUUGAAGUUAGGGGGAAUGAUCCAGCAGUAUUGAAGAGCUAUGGAGAAUUUGCAGUGAUGGCUGCAAAUCAUUUAAACCUCAAUGUAGGAAGAAACACAGCACCAUAUAAAGCUAUCCAUGAACGAUGGACGGUCCUAAAGUCAGCUCAUGUUCAUAAAAAGCAUCGUGUUCAGUAUGAAAUCAGAACUUACUAUCGCUACUUAGAUUUUUUAAAAUUAACUGGAUCGACAGCAGAUACUUUUCUAGAAUACCUUCAAAGAAAUUUGCCAGAAGGAGUAGCAAUGAAAGUAACAAAGGUGGAGAUAGAGAAAUUGCCUGAAAGUAUAGCCGGAAUGAGUAAUACGUAACUAUAAUAUGUUACUAUGAAUAAUUAUUUAUACAAGCCAUACUGUAGAUAAUUUGUCGACAUAAAUUGUAAUGAAAAUGUUUGAAAUUUA